AUCCCUUCUCCCGUCCGGUCUCUGCCAUGGCCAACCACAUCAAGUCAAGACGCCCAUCGCUGACCUGCCUGCCCUCGCCCUCCAAGGCCAUCCAUAAAGCCCUCACCGCGCCCUGUCCAUCGUCGUCCAUUUCCCCCCUGUCUGUUCUCUCGGCCAUGGACGUCGCCAGCCAUCCCACCGAUACCGCCGGUGCCCAGCCCAAGUGCACACCUCCUUCGUUCUUUGAUCGCAAAUUCAAGCAGCUCCUCUCCAGGCUCAGAAAGAAUCAGGAUCCUCGCCAUCCGCACCACGACCACACAUUCGUCUCUCGCUCUCCCCAGUCGGCGACUGCUGCUCCCCGGCGGGAGCGGCGCAAGUCCGAGGUCUGGUCCAUCAAGAAGGAGCUGAUUGGCGCCAACCCGACCCGCAGAGCCUCGAUCGGCACCAACGACACCUUGGUCGAUCGCUUUGGCUUUAUCGAAGAUCCCCAUCCUCGCUACCACCCGCCGCCCCACCCGCAGCUCGCCUCGCUGGUUUCGCCCAUGCCCGGCCCCUUCCCCGAUAUGGACUCGACGUUUUGCUCGAGCCCCUCGGACUGCGUCUCGCCGGUGCCUGUCACCCUGUGGUCCCAUAAGGACGGACUGGGCGUCCCCGUCAACGUCACCGAAUCCAACUUCCCGACCUUUGAGGAGCUGCUCGUCAACGACCGCACCCUCAAAGUCUCGCUGACCCCCAAAUUCGCCAAGACCGAGUCGGAGAUCCAGCAACUGGCCUCGGCCACGCCCUCUCCGGUCAUGUCUGUGACGGAGCUGCCGCCUUCCAAGCCCAGGUGGCGGAAACAGCCUUCCCAGCGAAAUCUGCGCAGCCCAACGCCGUCGCUGCGAUCCGUCAGCUCGACGCUGGAGGAAACCAGCAUCAGCUUCAAGUACUGAGCCUGCCUUCAGCCCAGCCCAGCCCACCCCACUAUCUCGCCUCGCCCCCACCUCGCCUCAUCCUCCGCCGCGACAUUGGACGAGCCGGGCCAAACUCAUACAAGCCAACCUGAUCGCGCCACAUCGGAUAGAGAGCCCAUCUCACCGCCCCCUCCACGCCCAGGCACAUGCUCCUUUGUCGCACUCAUAUGUGUAUAGCCUCGCUUCUAUCCCAUCGCCACCAAUUGCAUUUUUAGACGCCCAUCGGGACAGAUCAAACGGGCUCAUCUGCUCCCCCCGGGCCUGCGCAUAUUUAAAACGCUUUCCCACUUGCGGUCAAAUUCGCCAUCCAAUCCAAUCCAACCUACUUCAAUCCCAUCCGGGCUCCUGCUUUGACAGCGGGUUGCUCGUCAUCGUCUGUUCUUCUGCACCAAUACAAUGCAUCCC
Molecule: messenger RNA, 1337 nt
Organism: Polychytrium aggregatum
Lineage: Eukaryota; Fungi; Chytridiomycota; Chytridiomycetes; Polychytriales
Exons: 1
Coding region: 27-911 (294 amino acids)
Source: RefSeq, a predicted model, not a curated record